GAGUAAAAAGUUUUUUUUUUGGAGGACCACAAAUUGUUUGAUGGAGUUUCCUCUACCUCUCCUUUCCAGACAGCAUGGGAGCAAGUUAUAGAAAAACGAAUACUGAUCCUUGUAGUGAAAGUCAAAUUUAGCAAUUCAUAUUCUCAUCCAAUUCUACGUGUCUUCAGCCUUUUCUUUAACAAAGGAGAAGAUGUGAUGAGGCAUCUGUAAAAGACCAUUUGAGGGAGACAGAGAGGCCAAGGACAAUGCUGACAGUUACACGGGAGGGACAGACCAAGAUACCAGACAAGUGACAAGGACCACUGUCUACUCUGUGUAAGCCCUACUAUAAAUACAAGGCGUGGCCAUGGCAUGAAGCUGCCAAUUACUUGUCGUUGACGUAUAAGAAUUUUGCCCACUUCCUUUACAAAGAAAAGCAAGGAUGGAUAGAAAUCGCUUACAACACCAAGCUGCUUGCAUGAGAAGGUCCCUCUUCGAUCAGGGUUAUCUUGACGAGCCAUUCAUCCAGCUGGAGGAGUUGCAAGAUGAUGCCAACCCCAACUUCGUACAAGAAAUUGUCACACUAUUCUACACUGAUUCGGCAAGGUUGAUUCAGAACAUCGAACAUGCACUGAGCACUAGGCCUACUGACUUUAAUAAGCUGGAUGAUUACAUGCACCAGUUCAAGGGAAGCAGCUCUAGCAUUGGAGCAAAGAAGGUGACGGAUGAAUGCACUGUUUUCGGAGAAUACUGCAGUGCUGAAAACGCUGAAGGGUGCAUCAGGAGUUUUCAACAGGUGAACCAAGAGUAUGUGAUCUUAAGGAGGAAGCUGGAAGUUUAUCUUCAGAUGGCGAAACAAGCUGCAGUUUCUCGAACAGCAUGACCUGCAUGCCCCAUCAAUGGAAAUAUAUACUGAUAUACAUAUACAUAUACAUAU
Hibiscus syriacus is the source of this 916-nucleotide messenger RNA. RefSeq names its product histidine-containing phosphotransfer protein 4-like. The transcript is spliced from 9 exons. Gene Ontology annotation, cellular component: nucleus; cytoplasm. The record is from RefSeq and is a predicted model, not a curated record. Bases 422 to 862 code for a protein of 146 amino acids. Gene Ontology annotation, molecular function: protein histidine kinase binding; histidine phosphotransfer kinase activity. Gene Ontology annotation, biological process: cytokinin-activated signaling pathway; phosphorylation; phosphorelay signal transduction system. NCBI's taxonomy places the organism in Eukaryota, Viridiplantae, Streptophyta, Magnoliopsida, Malvales, Malvaceae.